GUUCAUGCGUAAAAUGCACCCAUGUGCAUUUGGUUCCCAUUCAACUUUAAUCCAAAUUCUGAACUGACAGGUUGUACUAUAACAAAGGCACCGGGAAUUUCAGUUUCACAGUAGUUUUUCUUGCCACACCGGGGCGUGAUGUCACAGUAAAGACUCGUGCAACAGGAUCGGGAGCAUUUGUCCCCUACUUAAAAUCCACCUGCCACUUGGAGAGGAAAGUAGUUGAGUAGUUGUGGUUGGAUUACAACAUGGGAGGGUUCUAUUCUAGUGAGAAGAUGACAGGCCUGUUCGCCUAUGAAAGCUCCGAUUUGGACUGGUGUGAGGAUAACUACAGGCACUCUGAACACAUAGUGGAGUACUUCAACACUAUGAGCAGCCUGUUCUUCUUCGUGAUCUCCCCCAUCAUGCUGUACCUGCUGCACCCCUACGCCAGGGAGAGGAACCUGGCUGUACACCUGGUCUGGAUCAUGAUGAUCUUUGUGGGUCUCUUCUCUGCCUACUUCCACAUGACCCUGAGCUUCAUGGGCCAGAUGCUGGAUGAGCUGUCCAUCCUGUGGGUCCUGGGGCUCUGCUAUGGUCUCUGGUUCCCACGCAGGCUCUUCCCCUCCUUCAUCAAGGACAGGACGACUUUCUCCCGGCUGGUCAUGAUGAUAACUGUCGUCACCACCCUAUGCUCCUUUGUCAAACCCACUGCCAAUGCCUACCUCCUCAACUGCUUUGCCCUCCACAUCAUCUACUCAUUGGGUCUGGAGAUGAGGACCUGUACUGACCCGAAGGUGCUGCGGUUAUGUUGGUCUGCUGUUGGCCUGUGGGUGCUGGCCAUCUCCUGCUGGAUCAGUGAUCGUUUCGGAUGCAGCUUCUGGCAAAGGCUUAACUUCUGCUACCUGCAUGGCAUCUGGCACAUUCUGAUUGUGAUGGCUGUAGCCUACGCAAGCACCCUGAUAGCCUACUUGGAUGCCAACUAUGAGAUACCCUACUCCCUGCCAAGCCUUCAUUACUGGCCCAAUGACAACUGGGUCCUGGGGUUGCCUUACAUUGUUCUGAAAGGAACCACCAAGACUCAUAAAAGAUUCUAAAGAACAUUCAACUAAUGCAAGAGACAACUUGAAGGCUUUGGUGAUUAAAUGUGGUCUGUAGUGCCAUGCAGAGAAAGUGUAAAAUGCAGUGCCUUUCUUUUUACUUAGCAGUGACUCAGUUUGAGAAAUGGCUGCAAUCCAUUGGUUUGCUUCUUAUUUUAUAUGAUAAUAGAAUCAAUGCCACUCAGGUCAUUAAUGUGUGUAUGUUUGUAUGCAUUGUGUGUGAAUUUUGAUCAAUUCACCAAUCUGUUAUUUGCAUUCAUGCAGAUGUAGGAUCUUAAUUUGAUCACUCUUUUUUUUUGCUGAGAAUUUUCCUGCACUGCAGGAAAUGCAGUUGAGCUUAUUGGUUUACAUAAAUUCACUGAAAACCAACGGUUAUAUCAACAGUAUUUUGCUUUUCAUGUAGCAUACUUUUGGCCAGCUUAAUAGCCUAACCACCGAUCAAGCAACAUUAUGGACUAAACGUUAAAAUCCUAUUGCUGUAGGAUUAUUUUGCUGUUACAAUAUAGGUCAAAUUAAGAUCCUACAUCUGUAUGUGCAUGGAUAAUCUCUGCACAUCAUGUUUGUAAAAAAACAAACAUGUUUUUAUAUUUAGCUGUGUUUUGGUAUGAUUACAUGCUUGUCUUUGUAGUAACGAGUACUGAGAUACUUUCAACAAAAAAGACAGCUUUGAUUAAAUGUGGGGCUGAAUCACAACCACAUUUCAGGGGGCUUGUAGAGUUUGUUUACAUAACCUACACCCUUUUCAGGGAUAAAUAUCACAUUGUGUGUGAACUGAACUAAACUAAGUCAUUUUAUAACAUACAUGUAUUAAUUGAAUCUCUCUCAGGUUUUUCAAAGAGUAUUACAGUGUUAUUACAGAAACUGUUAGGAACAUGUCAAGUUUUGUUAUGUGUGGGGUUCUACCUCUAUGAGAGAAAUUACAUUUUUAUAUGAAUAAGAUUAACAGUUUGUGCAUUACUGAAAUAAAUGCACUGACGAAUUUGAGACAUUUAA
Messenger RNA from Salmo salar (Atlantic salmon), 2072 nucleotides. It is a transcript of the gene acer1, whose product is annotated as alkaline ceramidase 1. Lineage: Eukaryota; Metazoa; Chordata; Actinopteri; Salmoniformes; Salmonidae. The record is from RefSeq and is a predicted model, not a curated record. Gene Ontology annotation, cellular component: endoplasmic reticulum; membrane. Gene Ontology annotation, molecular function: N-acylsphingosine amidohydrolase activity. Gene Ontology annotation, biological process: sphingosine biosynthetic process; ceramide catabolic process.